This is a messenger RNA of Mirounga angustirostris (Northern elephant seal), 5528 nucleotides long. It is a transcript of the gene MYO1B, whose product is annotated as myosin IB. The transcript has 32 exons. Gene Ontology annotation, biological process: actin filament organization; vesicle transport along actin filament. NCBI's taxonomy places the organism in Eukaryota, Metazoa, Chordata, Mammalia, Carnivora, Phocidae. The record is from RefSeq and is a predicted model, not a curated record. Bases 334 to 3744 code for a protein of 1136 amino acids. Gene Ontology annotation, cellular component: brush border; microvillus; plasma membrane. Gene Ontology annotation, molecular function: microfilament motor activity; actin filament binding; ATP binding.
GCCGCACGCCUCCCGCCGCCGCCGAGCUCUCCGCAGGCGCCCAGCACUCCGCAGUCGGGCGCGCACCGGAGCCCAGCCGCGGCGCGUGGAGGCGGUGUGGGAGCGCGGGGCGCGCAGAGGGCCGGCAGCCGCGGGACAGCGUCCGCGCAGCAGCCUCCGUCGAGCAGCCGCCGCGGGAGCUCCGCAGCUUCGCGGUGGGCCCGCGUCCGGGAGCGCGAGGACGACCAGGAGGCGGAGCGGCGCCCGGCGAGGUUUCAUCAUAGGAGUCCUUUGCAUCAGAAACACUAUCUACACCACUUCUGAGUGAGGCAGCCGUCCGAGAAGGAAGAGACAAUGGCCAAAAUGGAGGUGAAAACGUCACUUCUGGACAAUAUGAUUGGGGUUGGAGAUAUGGUUCUUUUAGAGCCUCUCAACGAGGAGACCUUCAUCAACAACCUCAAGAAGCGCUUUGACCAUAAUGAAAUAUACACGUACAUUGGAAGUGUGGUUAUAUCGGUUAACCCAUACCGGUCCUUACCCAUUUAUUCACCGGAGAAAGUAGAAGAUUACAGGAAUAGAAAUUUUUAUGAACUGAGCCCUCACAUCUUUGCCCUGUCAGAUGAAGCAUACAGAUCCCUGAGAGAUCAAGAUAAGGACCAAUGUAUUCUCAUUACUGGGGAGAGCGGAGCAGGAAAAACAGAGGCCAGCAAGCUUGUCAUGUCGUAUGUAGCGGCCGUUUGUGGAAAAGGAGCAGAAGUGAACCAAGUCAAAGAACAGCUUUUACAGUCCAACCCAGUCCUGGAAGCUUUUGGAAAUGCCAAGACUGUAAGGAAUGACAACUCCUCUAGAUUUGGCAAAUAUAUGGAUAUUGAAUUUGAUUUUAAAGGCGAUCCACUGGGAGGAGUGAUAAGUAACUAUCUUUUAGAGAAGUCUCGAGUUGUGAAGCAACCAAGGGGUGAAAGAAACUUCCAUGUGUUCUAUCAGCUGCUCUCUGGUGCCUCUGAAGAGCUCCUCAAUAAACUUACACUUGAGCGGGAUUUCAGCAGAUAUAACUACCUAAGUUUGGACUCUGCCAAAGUUAAUGGAGUGGACGACGCAGCAAAUUUCAGAACUGUCAGGAACGCCAUGCAGAUUGUGGGUUUUAUGGAUCAUGAAGCUGAGUCUGUCUUGGAGGUGGUGGCCGCGGUGUUGAAACUGGGGAACAUCGAGUUCAAGCCCGAAUCUCGAGUGAAUGGUUUAGAUGAAAGCAAAAUCAAAGACAAAAAUGAGUUAAAGGAAAUCUGUGAGUUGACCGGCAUUGAUCAGUCAGUUCUAGAACGAGCAUUCAGUUUCCGAACGGUGGAGGCCAAACAGGAGAAGGUUUCAACUACACUGAAUGUGGCUCAGGCAUAUUACGCCCGUGAUGCUCUGGCUAAAAACCUCUACAGCAGAUUGUUCUCAUGGUUGGUAAAUCGAAUCAAUGAAAGCAUUAAGGCACAGACCAAAGUGAGAAAGAAGGUCAUGGGUGUUUUGGACAUCUAUGGCUUUGAAAUUUUUGAGGACAACAGCUUUGAGCAGUUCAUUAUUAAUUAUUGUAAUGAAAAGCUACAACAAAUCUUCAUUGAACUGACUCUUAAAGAAGAGCAGGAGGAAUAUAUACGGGAGGGCAUAGAAUGGACACACAUUGACUAUUUCAAUAAUGCUAUCAUUUGUGACCUAAUAGAAAAUAACACAAAUGGGAUCCUGGCCAUGCUGGAUGAGGAGUGCCUGAGACCUGGCACGGUCACCGAUGAGACCUUCUUGGAGAAGCUCAACCAAGUCUGCGCCACUCACCAGCACUUUGAGAGCAGGAUGAGCAAGAGCUCUAGGUUUCUUAAUGACACAUCCCUGCCUCACAGCUGUUUCAGAAUUCAGCACUAUGCUGGCAAGGUGCUGUAUCAAGUGGAAGGAUUUGUUGACAAAAACAAUGAUCUUCUCUAUCGAGACCUGUCCCAAGCCAUGUGGAAAGCUGGCCACACCCUCAUCAAGUCUCUGUUCCCCGAAGGGAACCCCGCCAAGAUCAACCUGAAAAGGCCUCCUACAGCAGGCUCUCAGUUCAAGGCGUCUGUGGCCACACUGAUGAAAAACCUCCAGACCAAGAAUCCAAACUACAUUAGGUGCAUCAAACCAAAUGAUAAAAAAGCAGCACACAUCUUCACCGAGGCUCUAGUGUGUCAUCAGAUCAGGUACCUGGGUCUUUUGGAGAAUGUUCGAGUGAGGAGGGCAGGCUACGCCUUCAGGCAGGCCUAUGAACCGUGCCUAGAAAGAUACAAAAUGCUUUGUAAACAAACAUGGCCUCAUUGGAAAGGACCAGCAAGGGCUGGCGUGGAGGUUCUGUUUAAUGAAUUAGAGAUUCCUGUGGAAGAAUACUCCUUUGGUAGAUCAAAGAUAUUCAUCCGGAACCCGAGAACAUUAUUCAAACUAGAAGACCUGAGGAAACAGCGUCUUGAGGACUUGGCCACUCUCAUUCAGAAGAUUUAUCGGGGGUGGAAAUGCCGCACACACUUCCUGCUAAUGAGAAAAAGCCAGAUCGUGGUAGCCGCCUGGUAUAGGAGAUACGCGCAACAAAAGAGGUAUCAGCAGAUCAAGAGUUCUGCCUUGGUAAUUCAGUCUUAUAUCCGGGGUUGGAAGGCCCGGAAGAUCCUGCGGGAACUGAAGCACCAAAAGCGAUGUGAGGAAGCAGCCACCACCAUUGCGGCGUAUUGGCGUGGGACCCAGGCGCGAAGGGAACUGAGCCGGCUGAAGGAGGAGGCUAGGAAUAAACAUGCUAUUGCAGUUAUUUGGGCUUACUGGCUUGGAUCUAAGGCUCGAAGGGAAUUGAAACGCUUGAAGGAGGAGGCUAGGCGUAAGCAUGCAGUUGCUGUCAUUUGGGCUUACUGGCUUGGACUGAAGGUACGUAGGGAGUACAGGAAAUUCUUCAGAGCCAAUGCUGGAAAGAAAAUUUAUGAAUUUACGCUUCAGAGAAUUGUGCAAAAAUACUUCUUGGAAAUGAAAAAUAAGAUGCCUUCCUUAUCCCCAGUUGACAAGAACUGGCCACCAAGACCUUACCUAUUCUUGGAUUCUACUCACAAGGAGCUAAAAAGGAUUUUCCACCUGUGGAGGUGUAAAAAAUACAGGGACCAAUUCACAGACCAGCAGAAACUUAUUUAUGAAGAAAAACUAGAAGCCAGUGAACUCUUCAAAGACAAGAAGGCUUUAUACCCAUCUAGCGUUGGGCAGCCAUUCCAAGGAGCUUACCUGGAAAUCAACAAGAAUCCCAAGUAUAAGAAACUCAAGGAUGCCAUUGAAGAAAAGAUUAUCAUUGCUGAAGUUGUGAACAAAAUUAACCGUGCCAAUGGGAAGAGCACAUCUCGGAUUUUCCUCUUAACAAAUAAUAAUCUCCUUCUUGCUGAUCAAAAGUCCGGGCAGAUCAAAUCAGAGGUUCCCUUGGUGGAUGUGACCAAAGUAUCGAUGAGCUCACAAAACGAUGGCUUCUUUGCUGUCCACCUCAAAGAGGGGUCUGAAGCAGCCAGUAAAGGAGACUUUCUCUUCAGCAGUGAUCACCUGAUUGAAAUGGCCACCAAGCUGUAUCGGACGACUCUCAGCCAAACCAAACAGAAGCUCAAUAUCGAAAUUUCUGAUGAGUUCCUGGUGCAGUUCAGACAGGAUAAAGUAUGUGUGAAGUUUAUUCAGGGCAACCAGAAAAAUGGGAGUGUCCCAACGUGCAAACGAAAAAACAACCGUCUCCUGGAAGUCGCUGUUCCUUAACUGGCUCCUCCUCUCUGCUUUCACGGACUUGUUUCCUUGUAACAGUGCAAUUUUGUUUUGUUUUGUUUUGUUUUGUUUGGGAUUCAUUGUAUGUUUGGGAAUUGCCAAAGGCUAAUACUGUUAGAGACCCUUGGCAAAAUAAAAAAAAAAAAUAUUUGACUAAUCAAUUUUUAUUAUUGGAAUAGUUUUAAACCUUAAAUUACACAGUCUGUCCUGGGACAGGAUUAUAGAAGCUAACAGUGUCUCUGCCAUGUCAUACGUGUUCUUUGUUUAGCCAUCAUGUUAGAUCUGUGUACCCACGAUCAGCAUAUUGCUCAUAAAUCAUUACUAUUUCUAAGUAGAGGAAAUGGUCCCAAGCGGUAGUUGCAUUCGUUCAUCAAAUAUUUAUUGAGUGCCUCCUCUUUGCUAGGCACGGUGCUGGAUGGCGUGAAAACUGACUAGGAAGCCUUUUUGUUUUUCAGGCCGCGGCAUCUGGCUGGCUUGUGCUGUCCUGACUAGGGCUAAGAGAGGUUGAAGACGUUGAAACCAAAACAGUACCUAUUGCUGAUGGACAGCAUUAUUCCGAAUCCCGUAGUGUGAUCUUAACCAGUCCACUUCAAGAAGGGCUUGGUCCUAGGAAGUAGAAAUGUAUGACCGGGUAAAAUGCCCCUACAUGUGGUUUCUAUUUGAAAAGAGAAAACUGACAUUGCAACAGGACUUUUAAUUUGUUCGGCUCUUGUCGUUGCUUUUAACAGUAGAAAACAGAGUCAUUCUUAUUGUAGAAAAAGUGACAGAAGUAGUCCAAUAAGAUUAUAUUUUCCUGUUUCUGGUAAGCCUCAUAUAUGAUCCUACAUAGGCUAAUAUUUGCAGAGUGUUGUUUUCACCCAAAUUUGAGUAAAUAUUUUAAACAGCUAAUACAGUCAAGGGCUGAAAGCCUUUCAGAUAAUGGCAAGCAUUCUGUAUGAUGUGAAAUAAACAUCCAAGAUCUUUUUUGAAAGUUUUAUUUAUAAUAUACAUUUUGUAGGAGAGGGUGAUUGGUACAGGGUGCAUAUUUUAGUCAAGGAUCAAAAUUGUGUAUGUUAAUUUGCAGGACUUUUUUUUUUUUUUUUUCCAAAUUUACAAUAAGGAUUCAUUUUUGGAAACUACAUUUUAAACUUUGGAAUCAAAUUGUUUCUUAUUUGGGAGGAUAAUGUAUAUACAUUGGUAUGUUAAAUAAUAAAACUGUUCUAAUUUGGUGCCAUUUCCUGGAUCACAACUGUAUUUUUGUUUUUCAAGGUAUGUUCUCAUGUUGUGUGUCAAUGUAAUAUUGCACCGAAAGGCUUUACCGUUCAAACAUUAUAUGUUUUCUGUGUAAUUGAAUUUCACUGACCUUUUAUAAACCAGAAACAUUCAUUGAAAGUAUGGGGGGGGGGCACUUUCUUUUAAUUUUUGAACUUGAAAAAAAUCGCUCCCAUAAAGAAAUUCUCAGAAGCCUUUGUGUUUAUUGGUGCUGGUAGAGGAUAGCAUUACUUUCUCUCAGUCUACCGCAUCAUGUACCUAGAGCGGUAGAUUGGUAGUUCCUGAAAUAGGUGAUUAGAAAUCUGGAACUGAGGUGUUUUUAAAAAAUGUUUAAAAAAAUAUGUAAUACAUUCACACUGUUCAACGUGCAAGUAAGGAUAGAUAGAAAUACAAUGCAAAUUUUCCAUCCCAUCGUUCCCUCAUCUGCUCAGUUCCCAUGCCCCCUCUCAAGUUAACCGUUGUCUUUACUUGCUUUUGCACAGCUUUAUGCAUAUGUUUCCAAAACAAAAUAAAAAUAUAGAUUCUUA